AUGGAAGCGCAUGAUGUCUCUGAGAUAGACCCUUUGGUGAAGGCUGCGCAGUCACCUGGCGCACCCCUGGUGUCUUCGGUGAACAAGGUGCUGCAUGCCUUGCAAGAGCGCCAGUACUUGCGGCACAUGGUCAUAGAGCCACAGUUCAUCGGGAUUCAUCCUCAGAAUCGUGAUGGCCACGGAGUGGCUUGGCAUGAUUGUCACUCCCUCAUGGCAAACAUCGUUGACGUGGGCUUUGAUGCCUCGAUCACAAAUUGCAUUUGUGUGGAGACAGCUCCAGGUGAUUCAUCAGCCAUUGCUUUCAACCAAGCUUUGUCAGUGGAGAGUGGUGGGAAACUGCCGGAGGUCCACCCACAGCACCUCAAGUUUUUGAGCCUGUCCGGAAGUCAUUUGAACACAGCACUGCGCAUGAUCGGGCAGGGCACUCCAUGCUCAGUGGAAUCGGUGGCAAUCGACGGCAAGGUGAACGUCCAGAAAGUUCUUCAAAAGGACGCUGCAUACGCUGAAGCCAGCCGUGCAGGGUUGCGGUGGAAAGUUUUGUCUGCCGCAGUGCUCGCGCAGUGGCCUCAGCUGGCCUCUCUCAUCCAGUCUGCUGCCAAUACAGGCAAUCACCUGGCUCGUGAAGAGCAUGAGGCUUUCGGCGGCGGUCAAAAGCUGAUAGACCGCACGAGUGCCUUGGUGAAAACAUCGACUUCCGGGACAGAUCGAAGCCUUGGCGUUGAGUUCUAUGAAUUGUUGGGCCAAGAGCCUCGACCCAAGGAUGCAGACCCCUUUGUGCGGUUCAGGCACGCUCUCCUGGCUCUCGGGUAUUCGUGCCCGGUGCCGCGCCUCAUCACGGCAACCGACUGCCGACGGCUUUUCCAGAGGCAGUUCCAGGACGACAUUGGCAAGGCCAAUGAGCUCAUGGGCAAGGUGGAUGCAUUGGUGGAGAAAAAAGUUGAGCACCGUCAGCGUCACCGGGUGUUCCCCGAGCAGUAUCUCUUCGAGUGCCAGCUGGUGCUGCUGGCACUGCAGAAAAGGCACAGGGACAUCGAGCUGUGUGACAGCAUGGAGCACGCUGCCUUGGCUUUUUGCGAAGCUGUCCAAGAAGCAGUUGGGGUCACCCUCUCCAACGAGUGGGAUGGCUUGAAGACCCCUCCCAAGAGUUCAGCCCUGACGACAACAGCUGUGGCAGCCAAGCUGAGGGAGUUUGAUGCCUCAGGGCAAGUGGUUGCCAGGAAGAAAGACAAGUUGCAGGCUAAACUUGUGAAGUUUGAAGGUGGCAAUGUGGUCAUCGAGUAUGAUGGGGAGCAGUAUAUGGCCACCAUCUCAGCUUUUCUCGAAAAUCAGUGGAAGCUGAUCGAUGAACCCAAGACCCGAGAGGCGUUGGACCAUGUCGCAUUCGCCAGCUGCAACAGCUAUGACAUGAUAGUGGCUGGAACAAAAGGGAAGAUUGUAGAGAAACUCAUGGAGCUGGAGAAGCAGCACAAGGCCUCCUUGAACAAAGUCCAGGUGUACCUGAAGCCACCCAAGACCGUGGAGGCCACUAGCGAAGUGGCCGUGGGAAAGCUGGUGUUGGUACCAGCCACACCCGCCAUUCAGGCGCUUCAGGUCGACAGCCGAUCGAAGCCAAAAGGAUUGAGCCUGGGCAAAUGUGGCACAAACAGUCACAGCUUCUACUUGACCCAGGUGGUGCAGGUUCCAAAGGAUGGGAAGGGCAUCGUUGUGCCUUUCUGGUUUGUGAAGGGCACCUCCGACCCGGACAAGGCAAACGUAGAGAUCGUCAACAUCGUUGACCCAGGGGAUGAAAACAAAGGUUUGAAGCACAUACCAUUGAUGAAAAAUACUCGAGCCCUUCAACAGGGCGAUGUGCUCCUGAAAUUCGAUGAGGCCCGAAAUGAUGACACUCCUGAUGAAUUGGUCCCUUUCGCCAGCGCAGUCAAGAGACGUAAGACUGGCAAAAAGCCUGAAUAG
This is a messenger RNA of Durusdinium trenchii, 1953 nucleotides long. Lineage: Eukaryota; Dinophyceae; Suessiales; Symbiodiniaceae. The record is from the annotation of a GenBank genome assembly.